AUGGUUUGGAUUAUCGUUUUAUCUGCCGCCGCUGGCAUGUUCGUAUCUGCUGCCGACCCCCGUGAAUGUUGUGCCCCUCAACACAUUCCCUUCGCCAAGCGUGCGGAUGCAGAUGAAGCAACCUGCCGGUUUGCACACACGGACACACCUCAUAAUAAUGCACUGCCACCGCCGCAAUAUCAGCAAAUUCCGCCUCACCCGAGUUUUUUGCGCCCGUUCAUUUUCCAACGUUUGCUGCACUUCACGCCUUCCCCAGGAUCUUCCGGGACUUGUGAGCCAAUGGGAGUGAUCCCGCACAACAUGAGAGACUUGCGGAUGUUUAGUGUUCCUCCACCACUUGGGGAGCAGCGAGGAUCAACGAUGUUGGUUCCGCGAGCAUUGGCAGCGGUUGCCAGCAUUGCGCGGAUUUGUUGGUGGCAAUGUUCACUUGCCCUUUUAGCUGCCUGCAAACUUGUUGCAGCAGUACGGCAAUACACUGGUGAGGAAGAAAGAACAAUUGUGAGUCCGUUUGAUCAUGUGGAGAGCGUGCCAUCGAGAGGCGGUGAAGCAGAGAGGUUCUCGGCUCUCUUCUCUGAAAUCUGGUCAUUGUAUGCCCAUUUCCACGGCCGUUUUCCACACGGGUGUCAUCUGGUGCUUGUGGGGUCGUCGGUGAACGGGUUUGGAUUGGACACAAGUGACGCGGACAUGUGUCUGAUUGUGUCCAACUCUCUGAUUGACCAGCGGGACUGGGCACCGCUCAUCCUCACGGAAGUCAUGCUGGUGUUGCACACUGUCCGCGGACUGGUGUACGUGCCUGCCAAGAUCCCCUUGGUCAAGUUCACCAACGUGCGCACUGGUGGGGUCUGUCUAGCAGUGUUGCCAUCACUGCGGCGGAAACUUCCGGACCAGUUCCAUGGCAGCAACUGUCAUGUGCUUGAACUGGACAUGCAUAAGGAGUUGUUGAUGAAGCAAACUGAGAACACGCUGAGUCUGGGCGACUUGUUUGCUCGCUUCCUUGACUAUACUUUGCCAACCGGUUCCAAUACAACCGUCACGCCAUCUCUGUCAUUUAUUCAUAUAUGA
Molecule: messenger RNA, 1062 nt
Organism: Notodromas monacha
Lineage: Eukaryota; Metazoa; Arthropoda; Ostracoda; Podocopida; Cyprididae
Source: the annotation of a GenBank genome assembly